AUGGCAGAAAAAGGAGAGCCUGCUCUCAAAUCUCCCGGUGAUUCGGGUAAAGUGAAAGCACCUGAUCCUUUGGAGCUAAGACUUGAGCAAGAUCUUCCAGAAAAUACAACAUGCCUAAGUGAUUGUGAAGUUGUUGAUAUUUUGAAAAAAUUCCAAGAGACAAUGGUGGCACUUUCUAUAGAACCACCUGGUUCAUUUGACAGGGGAUUGGAAUAUGCUCAAAGAAACAGGCUUUAUGAUAAUGCCCAGACUGUUAAACAAAUACUCGAGCCUCUAAAACAACAUGGUGUUUCUGAUGGGGAGCUCUGCAUGAUUGCCAACUUUCGCUUGGAAUCUGUUGAUGAAGUGUUUGCUCUUGUUCCGUCAUUGAAGACUAAAAAGAGCAUGCUGAUAGUUCCCCUCGAGAAUGUGUUGGCUGAACUAGCCAAACUUAGAAGGGCAGCAUAA
Molecule: messenger RNA, 447 nt
Organism: Solanum stenotomum
Lineage: Eukaryota; Viridiplantae; Streptophyta; Magnoliopsida; Solanales; Solanaceae
Product: DNA-directed RNA polymerases IV and V subunit 4-like
Exons: 7
Coding region: 1-447 (148 amino acids)
Biological process (GO): DNA-templated transcription initiation
Cellular component (GO): RNA polymerase complex
Molecular function (GO): nucleotide binding
Source: RefSeq, a predicted model, not a curated record